CUUGGGAGAGCGGCGGCGGCGGGGGGGCCCCGCACUGAUCCCCGUCCCCCCGCCCGGCCCGGCCCGGCCCGGCCCGGUCCGGUCGCAGCAGCCGCAUGUCGGGGCCCGGGGCGCAGAGCCGCAGCCGGCGGCUGCCCGCUGACAUGGAGCAGGCCCAGCGGAACCUGGAUGCAGAGCAAAUGCAGCAGCAGCAGCAGCUGAAACUACGGGACCGGCAGAAGUUCUUUGAGGAGGUUUUCCAGCAUGAUGUGGAUUUCUUCUUCCCAAUGUCUCACCUGCAGAUAGAGCACCGGAGACCUCCCUUAGGCAGCAUUUCCUCCAUGGAGGUGAAUGUAGACAUGCUGGAACAGAUGGACGUGCUGGACCUGUCAGAUCAGGACACUGUGGAUGUGUUUCUGGGCUGUGGGACAGAGGAGAGCAGCAUUGCUGGGUCUUUGCCAGGGGCAGAUGCUAGCCAGUGCCCAGAGGAGAUCACCCUGAAAGUGCCCAAUGCAGCUGAGAGCAAGUCUCGCAUUUCCUCCACAUCCUCUGCCUCCACGGAUUUGAACAGCCUGGACACCAGCGAGGAGGGGGCCGAGACCCCCGUGGUGCAGUCGGAUGAGGAGGACCUGCAGGAGGACAGUCCCAAAGAGCAGGUGGUGAGAAGCUAGCAGCCAGCUUUGCCCUGAUCCCAGCCUCCUCUGUACGGACUUGCCAGCCCAGAAGAAGGAAUGCUGCUGGUGCUCAGUAAACCCCAUCCUGGACUGCUGCCCUGCCAGAGGGGAGAGAUGGUUUUCCCCUCCUCUCCCUCCAUGUGUUCUCCUGGCAGCCAAAGGAGAAGGAAAGGGGUAUUGUAAGCUCCCAAACUUAACUCUUCAGGCUUUGCUGCUAACACUCCCUGCUUCACCUCCACCCAUCCCCCAGCCAAAAUGCUCAGCAUCCCAGAGCCCCACCAUUCCCAGAAAGCCAUCCCUUAGGAUCUGAGUUCCCCUGCCCUACUGACAAAGGUUCUGUCCAGACAAGCACUUAACGAUGGCACAGAAAGAAAUAACACUGAUCUAACCAAGCAGAGGGUGUGCGUG
Cinclus cinclus is the source of this 1061-nucleotide messenger RNA. It is a transcript of the gene DBNDD2, whose product is annotated as dysbindin domain containing 2. Gene Ontology annotation, cellular component: cytoplasm. Gene Ontology annotation, biological process: negative regulation of protein kinase activity. The record is from RefSeq and is a predicted model, not a curated record. Lineage: Eukaryota; Metazoa; Chordata; Aves; Passeriformes; Cinclidae. The transcript is spliced from 4 exons. Bases 96 to 650 code for a protein of 184 amino acids.